Molecule: messenger RNA, 596 nt
Organism: Fopius arisanus
Lineage: Eukaryota; Metazoa; Arthropoda; Insecta; Hymenoptera; Braconidae
Gene: Mpc1
Product: mitochondrial pyruvate carrier 1
Exons: 3
Coding region: 152-478 (108 amino acids)
Biological process (GO): pyruvate import into mitochondria
Cellular component (GO): mitochondrial inner membrane
Source: RefSeq, a predicted model, not a curated record
GCCCAUCCAUUCGAUAUAUUUACAUACACGAAUGCAUAACAAUCAGCAAGUACCAAAGGACAAUUGCCACAGUUUCAGAAUCACUUAGAAUUCCCAGAAAUUCCACAAAAUUCAGUGAUUCGCCCGAAAAUAGUGCAAUAAAAUACUCAAGAUGAAUCGAAUAAUGAAAGCCCUUUCGAGUAAAGAGACUCGUGAUUAUUUCAUGAGCACACAUUUCUGGGGACCAGUGGCCAAUUGGGGAAUCCCUAUAGCAGCUAUUGCUGAUAUCAAUCGGGACCCAAAUUUUAUCAGCGGAAAAAUGACUGUUGCACUUUGUCUAUAUUCCGCAAUGUUCAUGCGAUUUUCAUUGCGAGUACAGCCGAGGAAUCUUCUCCUUUUUGCCUGUCAUUUCACCAAUGAAGGAGCGCAAUUGACGCAGCUGUAUAGAUUUAUGAAUUAUCAUUACUUGGGGGGUAAGAAGGACGAGGAGAAAGAGUGAUGGAAUUAUUCUGCCAAUUAAAAUGUAAAGAACUGCACCACCUCGGUCCACCCUUGUGGAUCGAAUGUUUCAGAGAUGUUAGACAUUUUUGUAAAUAUAUAAAACUGUUCAAUAUUUA